This is a messenger RNA of Phragmites australis (common reed), 1213 nucleotides long. RefSeq names its product ethylene-responsive transcription factor ERF021-like. Gene Ontology annotation, biological process: ethylene-activated signaling pathway; regulation of DNA-templated transcription. The transcript has a single exon. Gene Ontology annotation, molecular function: DNA binding; DNA-binding transcription factor activity. Lineage: Eukaryota; Viridiplantae; Streptophyta; Magnoliopsida; Poales; Poaceae. Bases 86 to 1063 code for a protein of 325 amino acids. The record is from RefSeq and is a predicted model, not a curated record.
GGGCGCCCCAGCGCAGCCGGAUUCUCCAACCAAGCACCAAGAAGAACCAACAAGAAGAGGGGAGUAAGGGAAAGAAGAGAGCAAGAUGUGUGGUGGUGCGAUCCUUGCCAAGCUCAUAACGAGCACGCCGGCGCGGCGCGUCACGGCGGGCCACCCCAGGCCCGCGGGCGAGGGCAAGCAGGGGAAGGCCGACGACUUCGAGGCGGCGUUCCGGAAGUUUGGUGAGGACUCCGAGGAGAUGAUGGAAGAGGAGAUGGAGAGCAAGCCGUUCGUGUUCCGUGCUUCCUCCAAGAACAAGAAGCCGACGAGGCGGCAGCGGCAGGAGGAGGCCGCGCCGAGCAGGCGCGGGAAGCCGGCGCAGUACAGGGGCGUCCGGUGCCGCCCGUGGGGCAAGUGGGCGGCGGAGAUCCGCGACCCCGUCAAGGGCGUCCGCGUCUGGCUCGGCACCUUCCCCUCCGCCGAGGCCGCCGCGCUCGCCUAUGACGUCGCCGCGCGCGACAUCCGCGGCAGCAGGGCCAAGCUCAACUUUCCCGAAUCCUCUUCCGCUGUUCCGGCCAGCCGCAAGCGCGGCCACGCCAUUCCCGCUGCCCAGGCGACGCCGGUAAUCGACCUCGUCGACGAAGAGGAGAACACCACCGUGCACGCGGCGUCCCUCAAGCUCGACCCCGAGGCCAGCGAGAGCUCCGAGUCCGGCGCCCUCCCGGACUUCUCGUGGCAGGGCAUGUCGGCGUUCGACGAUUCCGCCUCGCACCCUGUCCUCGAGAUCGAAGCCGAUCAACAAUCCGUCGACCUCGGCAGCGCCAACAAGCGUCUCAGGACCGAGCCGGCGAGCACCACCGACGAGGCUUCGCCCCGGGCCUCCGACUCUGAGGACGCGGACGCGCUGUUCGACGCGUUCCUCUUCGGCGACCAGUUCGCCCGCUUCAACGGCGGCGCGUACGAGUCCCUGGACAGCCUGUUCAGCGCGGACGCUGUGCAGGGCAAUGCCCCCGGCGCGGCGGACGAGGGGAUGGGCCUCUGGAGCUUCGAUGACGGCUGCCUCGUCGAGGACAACUUGUUCUAAGCUUCGCCUGUGUUCAUGUCUUGUAAAUUUCGGUGGUUUUGUCUAGUUUGUAAUUUUGUAUCGAGGAAGAGCUGAAAUUACCGUUCUGUCACAAAGAUUUUGCCUUUGUGUUUAUGCAAAGACCUGACUGCAGCGACUGCAUUCCGUUGC